AUGGGUUCCUACAAUGAAGACAAGAUCCCCAUGCUGUUACCUAGUGAUUGGGGACAGGGCAACAACUGCACAUUGUUUAUGUUCAACAAUGUGGCAAGCGGCAAAGCCGAUGACCCUCAGUAUCGCAACCCCCGCCAAUCGGGGAAUGUGCGACUGGUGAUUGAUUUCAGGGCCGCUGUUAAUCACAACAUCACUGUGUUGGUGUGGAGCGAGUAUGAAAACAUGUACGAGAUUAAUCAUCUGGGAGGUAUAAAGUACAACAUCAACGGCUAAACCAUCCUCAGAAGAAACCAGCCAUGGAGUUUGUGGCGCUCAGCGAUACUGUGUUACGGGCGUUGGCCUUAGAUGAUCCUGAAUUACGACGCGUGUUUCAAGGUGUGUACCCAGCCGAUAAACUACCCCCAUCACCUCCCCAAACGGUCCGUGCGGCCUACAUUGUCAACACGGAUCCAGCGGGGGAACCAGGACAACAUUGGUUGGGCAUGUGGACAGAACAAAACAAGUGCGAAAUCUUUGACAGUUAUGGUCUACCCUUGCAUGUGUACAAAAAUGCAGAGUUGCACAAGUGGUGGAGUCAAUGGAAGUACCUAACCCGCAGUGACAUUACACUGCAAGCCAUGGAUAGUCAGACCUGUGGUCAUUAUGCAUUAUUUUUCCUUAAAGCCAGAGCGCAAGGACAGACCUACAAGGACUUUUUGGGAAGUUGGAGUUCCGAUAAUUUAGUGUUGAAUGAUCAAAAAGUAGCCAAAGACUUGAAACGAGUGAUUAAACGUGAAUUACAAGAUGAAGUGGAUGCCCGACCAGAUGGGCAAAGUAAUUUGAGCCGCCAGGCCUUUCUGCUUUGUAAUAAAAUGUAAUAAAAACGUGAUUUACUUGUCAAAAUAUGUGUAGUGUCUUAUCAUUAUGAUAAAAAAGACAAGUGCAGCAACAAGAGGUGUCAUUUUUUUCAUCAUGAUUACACGCGGUGAUGUGCAGCGCGUUAUCGAUGCAUUCAUUUUGAAAGAAACUCUUUAUUGGUGGUUGCAUCCCAUCGAACGCGUCCAAACCGUCCGAGGCAAUGAUGCAUGGGAUGGGUAUCAUUAGACCUUAGCCAGACAAUUGGCUCAUGAUAGAGAAUGGAUGUCUCUUAAAGCGUACAUGGACACCAUAGGUGAAUCGUAUUUAAGGGAAUGUAUGCAACACCUCAUUCAGUCGGCGUCUCCUCGAUUAUACCGCGAGUAUUGGACGGUAUGCCCUCUCGCAGACGACGACGACAGCGCGCCUCCAUCCAACGACCCCACUUUCGCCAAAACGGGCGCGGAAUCAUGAGCGUGUUGGCCAAAGCCUAUAAAAUUAGCGACCAAUUGGGACGGGACAUACGGUAUAAACGCAUGGGAGCCAAAGGUGCUACGGGUCAUUAUCGACGUCACCCUCGGCCGUGGGAAUCAUGAUCCGACACCCCAGCAGUGUGAUAAUCGCCGGUCCGUCGGGUAGUGGCAAGAGCGAAUUGGUGGAACAAUGGUUGCGGUACCUGAACGUCUUUCAAGUGAAACCCCACAAGAUUGUGUAUGCCUAUGAUCGCUGGCAACCCCGAUUCGAGCGUAUGCAACAAAAGGAGAGGAUUCAGUUUCAUCGCGGGUUACCGGACCCUCGUCAUUUGACGCAAUGGUUUGGUCGGACGCGUGGAGGGGUGUUGGUCUUGGACGACUUGAUGGAAGAAGGGGGACAAGACAAGCGCGUGUUGGAUUUGUUCACCAAAGAUUCGCAUCAUCGCAACAUCACGGUGCUGUAUUUAACGCAAGAUUUAUUCCCGCCGGGCAAAUUUUCCAAGACGAUCAAUCGCAACGCGCAUUACAUUGUGGCGUUCAAAAACCCCCGGGAUCAAACAGGGAUACGGACGAUUUUAUUGCAAGCCUUUCCGGAUCGAUGGCGCCAAGUCUUGCGACUAUUUAAUCGUGUCACAUCGCGCCCUUUUGGUUAUUUGCUGUUGGAUGUGCAUCCUGCCUCGGAUGAUCGUUACCGUUUGUGGAGUCAUUUAACACCCCGAGAAGGU
Molecule: messenger RNA, 2032 nt
Organism: Porites lobata
Lineage: Eukaryota; Metazoa; Cnidaria; Anthozoa; Scleractinia; Poritidae
Source: the annotation of a GenBank genome assembly